GGGUCCCCUCUCAUCUCUUUUUCCGCUUCAUUUUUACAGUACUACUUAAUUCACUUGGGUUUGCUUCCAAUUUCAAUCCCCCUCUGUUAAUUUUCCAUUCUUCAAAUUAGUACUACUAAUUUGGUAAAUGUGGCAAUGGUUGGGCUUAGGAACAUUGAAGAAAUGGAAUCUGACGAGCCUAUUGUACAAUAUUCCGAGGAGGAGUUCCACUGGUUGAAUUCCUCUCCGUUGCAGUUGAAUUCCCCUCCGUCGCAGCACACAUAUUCCCCUAGGCUCUUCCUAAAUGAAAACAUAUCAGAAGAAGAGAACCCGAAUGAAGAUUUUGGAUUGGGGUGCAGCGAGGCCGCGAAGGAUAUUGAUGAAGUUGAGGCAGUUGGAAAUAUUGGUAGUGAGAGAACAGGGGAUGAUUGUGUAAUGGUAGAUCAGUUGAAUUCUGAGUGUUUGGGAAAAAAGAAAACAAAGGAAAAGAACCCAAUUGGAGAGAAAAGAAACAAGAAAACAAAUAGGGUUAGAAUUGCAAUUCCUCUGGAGGAUAUCUUACAAACUAAGGGAAUGCAUAGCAAAGAUGCUGCAAAAUAUCUCAGAGUUAGCAUCGCUAAAUUGAAAAGUUCUUGUCGGGAGUAUGGUAUCCACAGAUGGCUACCUCGCAGUGAACACAAAUUUAUCGAGCAAUCUCUCCCCAAUGAAACUUGUGCGGUUGUCGGUCAAGAGGGAAUCCCACAGUUGUCUUCUCAUACUGUGCCUUCUAAUCAAGCCUUGACGGCUACUGUUGACACAAAUAGUUUUUUGAAAAGGAAUUUUGCUGCAACAGUUUUUGCCUACAGCUCAACAAGAGAACCCUGAUGUGGGUUUGGGCAACGAUGAAGAUGAGGUAAUUGGGAUGGGGGUUGAGGGAACAGGGGACGGUGUAAUGGUAGAGGCUCAGUUGAAUUCUGGGUGUUCAGGGAAAGGGAAAUUUAAGGAAAAGAGUCCAGGAGGAGAGAGAGGUAACAAAGGAACUACUGGAGUUAGAAUUGCGAUUGCAGAGGAAGAUAUCUUACAAACCAAGGGAAUGUGGC
This is a messenger RNA of Rhododendron vialii, 1058 nucleotides long. RefSeq lists its product as uncharacterized. The transcript is spliced from 2 exons. Bases 136 to 843 code for a protein of 235 amino acids. Lineage: Eukaryota; Viridiplantae; Streptophyta; Magnoliopsida; Ericales; Ericaceae. The record is from RefSeq and is a predicted model, not a curated record.